UUGCGUGCAUCAGCAUUCUAUAACUAUUACAAGCAAAACCAAGAGGAAGGUAUGUACCUCGUUUACGUCUCUGAGAAGGGGGAGGUCGUUAAAACACCCCCAGAGAUAGAAAUCGUCGUUGCUAAGUUCCCCGAUCUGUUCGAGGAGCCCUCAGGAGUUGUUGAUAGGGAAGUCGUCCACGCUAUAGAAAUCAUUCCAGGGAGUAAGACCCCAAAGGGAAGGAUCUAUAGGAUGGCCCCUGCCGAGUUAGAUGAACUUCGGAAGCAACUUAAGGAGCUGACAGAGAAGGGAUGGAUUCGGCCUAGUACUUCCCCUUACGGAUCACCUGUGCUAUUCGUACCAAAGAAGGGGGGUACUUUGAGGAUGUGCAUUGAUUAUAGGGGCCUCAAUGCCAUCACGGUGAAAAACGCAGAGCCUCUACCUCGCAUAGACGACCUAUUGGAUAGGGUGCAGGGAUGCAAGUACUAUACAAAGAUAGACUUGAAAUCCGGAUAUCACCAGAUCGCAAUAAGACCCGAGGACCAACAUAAGACAACUUUUGAGACUAGAUAUGGUCUGUAUGAGUUUGUAGUGAUGCCUUUCGGUCUUUGUAAUGCGCCGGAUACGUUCCAGCACGCUAUGAAUCGGAUCUUCCAUGACCAUUUAGAUAAGUUUGUCGUGGUCUACUUAGACGAUAUUCUGAUCUUUAGUAAGUUUGUCGAGGAGCACGCACAGCAUGUUGAGACAGUUCUCUCACUCCUGCGACAACACAAGUAUAGGGUCAACUUAGAGAAGUGCGAGUUUGGCCGCACUAAGAUACUACACUUGGGUCAUGAAGUAUCCGCGCAGGGGAUUAGGCCGGAAGAUGCGAAGGUGGCUAGUAUUCGAGAUUGGCCACGACCUCAGACAGUCACUGAGGUCAGAUCAUUAUUAGGAAUGUGCGGCUACUCUAGGAACUUCGUCAAGAACUAUUCUAUAGUCGCCUCUCCUUUGACUGAUCUAACUCGACUUGACACACCGUGGGACUGGAGUGAUGAGUGCGAGGGUGCUUUCAAGAGAUUGAAGCAUGCACUCAUGAAUCAUGAAGUUCUCAUGGUUCCCGAUCCGCAAAAGCCAUUCAUAGUGACCACUGACGCAAGCCAAUAUGGCAUUGGCGCAGUGCUGGCUCAGCAGGAUGGGAAAAAGUUGAGACCGAUUGAGUACAUGAGUAAGAAGAUGCCAUCGAAGAAGUUGGCUAAGUCCACCUACGAAAGGGAACUCUAUGCUCUCUACAAGGCACUUGUCCAUUGGAGACACUUCCUUCUAGGAAGGUUCUUCUAUCUGAGGACUGGUCAUCAGACCCUCAAAUGGAUCAAGACUCAACCGGCUCUUUCUGAUGCACUCAAGCGAUGGAUUGAGGUCAUAGACCAAUAUGACUUCAAGCUUGAGUACCUGAAGGGAGAGUAUAACAAGGUUGCAGACGCGCUAUCCCGUAGAGCAGACUACCUAGGUGCGCUAGUUUCUGAAUUUGGCGUAUCUAAUGAAGUAACUCAAUCAUUGGUGGGAGCCUAUCAGGAAGACCCUGUCACGAUGGACAUCAUCCGCAAACUUCAGGCAAAAGACAAGGCCACAAAAAGAUUGAGUGUUUCCAUGGAUUUCAUGGACAGUCUUGUGACCACCAAGAGUGGCACACUUGAAUACGGUGUGGAAUAUGAGAAGUUGCUGCAAGAGGCUGUUGAACAUAUGAAGAAGGCUCAGCAAGCCAUGAUUGCUUCUGAGAAUCAACAUCGCAGGCAGUCCACAUUUCAGGUAGGGGAACGUGUCUGGGUCAAGGCUAGUGAGUUAGGACGUGAAUUCAGAAUAUCUCGCAAACUAAUGCCCCAGUACUUCGGUCCCUGGGAAGUCUUGGAUGUAGUGGGAGAUGAAAUGGAUGGUCCUACGUACGUCAUUCGUGUCCCUGGUCAUCUACGCACUCACCCAGUCUUUCAUGCCUCAAAGCGUGCACCUUCCGCUGAGAGUGAUCAAUUCCCUUCGAGGAGAUCGAUGUUGCCCCCAACCAUGGAUGGACAAGUCGACAUCGAUGACAUUGUGGAUCACAGGGAUAUGCCUGUUCCGAAGCCGCUGGGUCGAGGAAGACCUCCUAAACCCAAGAGGGAGUACCGGAUCAGAUUCAGGCAUCAUACGGAUCCUAAAGAAGAUCGGUGCUUUACCCGGGAGGAACUGAUGGAAACAGCUCCUCAGGUGGUGGUAGAUUAUGAACGGAAGCUAAAGGGGAAGGCACCUGCGAAGGUGCGCCGCACCCCGUGCGCGGUGCGUGGUGCGGCGCACUUGCGGGGUGCAGCGCACCUCGAUGCGCCGCAAGUGCUUCCAUAUGUUCGGCAUUUAGACCCAGCUGGCUUUGACAACUACGCAGUUGUGCAACAGGCUCAUGAUGCUCUUCUCUCUGCUCGUCGUGCCAAGUGCAUCGCCCAGGUCUUGGAACGGCGUAACCAGUCUGCAGGUGUGUGUUUUGUGCCAGAAAAUCAACCAACACAGUCCUUGCACGGCAACUCUGAGUCAAGAUCCAAUGAACUUGAGGUGAGGGAAGUACAUAUGAAGAGCUCGAGAGGAGUUCCAGCUGCAGAAUUGCUGAAUCCUGAUAAAGUUCUAUGGACCGUCCGCCAGGCAAUGCCUUCACUAAUCGUUCUGCCCGAUAUUGGGACCGUUCGUUCAUUUAUUAUUGCAGCUAGUUUCGUAAUAAAGGCACAGCUGGCCGAAGCUAUUGGCCAGUACAGUGGGAAAGGAAAUGCUGAAGGUGAGCAUGAAGUAAAGAACAGCAUUCCCAUAGCAAAUGAGGCAUGUGAGCUGAUCGUGCAGCUUAUGCUGCACAGCCAUGUCAACGUCAGGAAGUUCUCAUAUGAUGUCUUGAUCGAGAUCUCCCAGCCCAUGCACAGGUCCAAAGGGAAUUUAGAGAGCAUUGUGGAUUACAUGAAUGUGGAUGGAGUGGCAGAUGCAGUAGAGCAAGUCCACAGGGAGAGAGGCAACAUCUGCUCAGGAUCAAGAAAAGAUGACACUAAGUUGAGUCAUGAGCAAAACCUGAAGUACCCAGGGAUGCGUGACAUGACAGAAGCAAUGGUGAAAAGGGAAAGGGAACAGCAGCGUGAAGGAUCAAUUAUCAUGAAGUUUCUUCUUGAUAAUGAAGACUUCAGAUGGACUUUAAUGACUCAUGGGCUCGGUGAUGUGGCUACAAGGAAGGUGAAGUGAUUCUCUGUCCCAUACCGGAAGUGGCAAAAGCUUGGCCAAUGACAAUUAAACUU
Molecule: messenger RNA, 3254 nt
Organism: Chara braunii
Lineage: Eukaryota; Viridiplantae; Streptophyta; Charophyceae; Charales; Characeae
Source: the annotation of a GenBank genome assembly